AUGGAGUCGAAGCUGUCGAACCUGCACAUUGACAUGCCACCGAGGGCGAAAAUAGAGACGCCGACAUCGAAGAAGAAGCCCCAAGCAGUGGUGGAUUCAUGGGAGGAUGAAGACACAAACUCACCUCAGGACGAAGGUUCCAAUGCGCAGACUCCCACUGACACAUCGGACUCAUCAUUUAAUCCCGCCAAGCGGGUCAACUCUGCUCUAGCACCGCCACCACCUACUCCAAUCUCUCCCGAGCACAAUGGCCAGUCCAUCGAUUGGUCGACGGCGAGGGUGCUAGGAGGCGGACGUCCCACCCCAUACUCGGCGUCCAACCCGUCAUCAACACCCUCGGACUCUGACCGCGAGCGAAGACGGCCUGAGAAGUCGACCGCCACGGCGAGCAGGCUCAUCGCGGCGGGGCUAGGCAUGAAGGCGCCCAAGAAAACCGAGGAGACCAGGCAAUAUGAACGUGCAGUGAGGGAGCAGGAAAUCAAGCGGAAGAAUCGGGAGAAGGAGGCCCAGGAGCGGGAGAAGGAGGCCGAUGAGAAGCUGAAGGCUGCGGUCUGGGAUAGCUGA
Messenger RNA from Exophiala aquamarina CBS 119918, 564 nucleotides. RefSeq lists its product as uncharacterized. The record is from RefSeq and is a predicted model, not a curated record. The coding region runs from base 1 to 564 and encodes 187 amino acids. The transcript has a single exon. NCBI's taxonomy places the organism in Eukaryota, Fungi, Ascomycota, Eurotiomycetes, Chaetothyriales, Herpotrichiellaceae.